This is a messenger RNA of Rosa chinensis, 1084 nucleotides long. Its product is annotated as NDR1/HIN1-like protein 26. The coding region runs from base 163 to 801 and encodes 212 amino acids. NCBI's taxonomy places the organism in Eukaryota, Viridiplantae, Streptophyta, Magnoliopsida, Rosales, Rosaceae. The transcript has a single exon. The record is from RefSeq and is a predicted model, not a curated record. Gene Ontology annotation, biological process: defense response to other organism.
GUGAAAAGUAGCGAGAAGAGACCAAAAUUAUUGCAGCUUUCAGCUUCCUCUUCCUUUAUAUAUAUAACCCCAUCAGCUCCCCUCCCCUUAUUACUUAGCCCUCUAAAUCUCUUCUCAUCUAUCUCUGGCUUUCGAGUUCUCUCAUCUCUCUUCCUUUAGCAAAUGUCUCAAGCCCUCACGAAAUCUCCUAAACACUGUGGCGAUAAGCACGGACUGAAAAUUAACAAGCUCUACAAGAAGCUAUUCGCAGUAUUCUCUACACUUUUCACCACAAUCCUCUGUUUAAUAUUACUUGUUUGGCUUAUACUACACCCCACCAAGCCUCAGUUCUCUCUCAAAGAAGCUGAUAUCUACCAGCUCAACCUCUCAGGAACCAAUAACCUCCUCAACUCCUCCGUCCAACUCACCUUGCUUUCCAAGAAUCCCAAUCAAAAAGUUGGCAUUUACUACGACGAGCUUCAAGUCUAUGCUCAAUACAAAGGCCAACAGAUCACAGUUUACACAUCUCUGCCUCCUUUCUACCAAGGACACGAAGACAGCAAUGUCUUGACGGCUUCUUUGAUUGGAAAUGGUUUGCCGGUGGCUCCCUCUUUUGGUUAUGAAGUGGGUCGUGAUCAGACGGCUGGGAGACUGGUUUUGAAUCUCAAAGUGCUCGGACGACUAAGGUGGAAGGUAGGAACUUGGGUGUCCGGGAGAUACAGAGUGAACGUGGAUUGCGUUGCUGUUAUGGCUUUCGGUCCUUCUCUCCCAACAGGUCCACUUACUACUAGGCAGGGGACUCAGUGUUCUACCACUGUCUGAACCAAUUAAGACUACUGCUAUUAGUCUAUUACUAACAUGAAUCACAGUGAUGACUAGAUUACUUCACUGCCUAGAUCGAGUUGUUAAUUUUCUUUUAUUAUUAGUCUGAAUAUGAUUGCUUGGUGUUGAGGUAUGUUAUGCUGAUCGAAAAUAAUAGGACUUGAAGGUUAUCAUGUACAUAAGUGAGAAUGAAAAGCGUGUUUGUAUUGUAAAAUCUUAUCUUCUCAGUUUCUAGCAAUAGAAAGUGGGCGAAGAAAAGCUUGGUGUUGUUCAUGUUCUUGUA